AGAAUAAAAAAAAAAAGCAGCUGGUAUAUGAUAGCUGCAAACACCAAGGUCCUUUUCCGCGAAAAGCAGAUGCAAAGAAGGCAAAAGGGAUGACAGAAGUAGAGUUAGGCUCAGAAAAACAUAAGGAAGAAGAAAGCCAAAAAAUAAAGCGAGAUAAAAUGACGAACACACCCAAGUCAAGCAGCAAAAAAUCUGAGUCUGGACCUUCGUUGUGCAAAUCACCAGAAAAGCAUAAGGAAGAGGAAAGCCGGAAAAAAAAGCGAGACAAAAUGCCGAACACACCCAAGUCAAGCAGCAAAAAUUCUGAGUCUGGACGUUCGUUGAGCAAAUCACCAGAAAAACAUAAGGAAGAGGAAAGCCGGGAAAAAAAGCAAGACAAAAUGCCGAACACACCCAAAUCAAGCAGCAAAGAAUCUGAGUCUGGACGUUCUUCGAGCAAAUCACCAGAAAAGCAUAAGGAAGAGGAAAGCCGAAAAAGAAAGCGAGACAAAAUGCCGAACAAACCCAAAUCAAGCAGCAAAGAAUCUGUGACAGCUUCAGCUGGAAAAUAUACACUGAGCACACGCCAAGUGAAAAUAAUGCGCAAGCUUGGUUUGAUGGCUCCUUCUGGGUCUCCAUUUAAUAAAAGGAAACAUGUUGUUGCUCCUCCAAAACCCCCAAUUAUUCCCAAGGACCGUGUUUCUACGCUUAAAAGGCCUCCAUCCAAUCCUAAGGAACGUCUUCCCGCAAUUGAUAGAAUAGUUGUUUGUGGUCUAGCUGCUGCUGGAUCUGUCAAUCGUGUUAUGAAGUAGCUUUUGUUUCUCAACUGUUUAAUCCUCGGUAACUCAGAGUUUGAUGACAACCUAAACUACCAAUGUAGUGCUGAAGCUGUCAGCAGUGUUAUACGAGAGCGGGAUGUAGGAUUACAAGCUAGUGGGUGCGGAGUACUGUGCACCCACAUUUGUUUUUGUAACAAUGAGAAUAAACUAUAAACUUAGCAAUUAGUGAUACAGUUUAGAACAUUUCAAUUACAGGUAUACCUCAAACAAAGAAGCGGGUACAGAUACACCCGCGGCCUCUACCUCCGCCCAUGUCUAUGGUGAUGUUGUGAUACCAACUGUAGAAAUGCACAUUAUGUUUUCUUUUGUUGUCAGAAUGCUUUGAUGGGGUAAA
Solanum verrucosum is the source of this 1152-nucleotide messenger RNA. RefSeq lists its product as uncharacterized. Bases 90 to 791 code for a protein of 233 amino acids. The transcript has 6 exons. Lineage: Eukaryota; Viridiplantae; Streptophyta; Magnoliopsida; Solanales; Solanaceae. The record is from RefSeq and is a predicted model, not a curated record.